AUGUCCUCCGCCCCUUCCAAAGCUCAGCGGCGGCGGGUCAACUUCGACUCUGAUGAGUCGUCCGCCAGCGACAAUGAAGGCAACGGGCGCGGCGGGGACGCACUGGCGCGUGAGAUGGCCGCUGCGGCAGAGCGCGAGCGGCGCAAGAACCCGCACGCAGAAACCGGCCGUGCGAAGGCACCGCGUACGCACCCUCUCGCGCCCCCCUCGGCGGUAACCACCGCCGUCGCGAAGACGAAAACGGCCCCCUACCAGGCGAAGAAGGUGGCCCUCUUCGACAGCGAUUCAUCGUCCGACGAUGACGAUGAGGUCGACGAGAAGAGCCGGAAAGAUGGCGACAGGGCAAGCGACGAGCCGCGCGUUGUUCCUCUUCUCACGCCGUCGCCGUCCUCGUCAUCAUCUGCUGCGGUCUCGGAUGAACGCAGCGCCUCAAAAGGAUCAGCGAGCAAGGUGGCCCACGUGCAAGGACUCUCCUUUCGUGCCGUGAAGAGCACGACGAACAGCAACAGCAACAGCGGAAAGCAGGACGAGGAGGAGAAGAGUGAAGAUGAGAGCGCAGAUGAAGAUGUGUUGCACAUCAAUAAGACCUUUGCCACCCGCUACGAGGAGCAGAAGCGCAAGCAGGAGCUGCACACACUGGCGGAGAAGUACAAAGGUAAGCUCGGGCGUGCAGCGGCCAUCGGACUGGCCGACGACGACGACGACGGAGACGACGAGGAAGAAGACGAGGAUGAGGAUGAAGACGAAGACGCGGUGCUGCUCACCUCUGAGAACAGCCUCAACUUCGCGAAGGCGCUACUCGCUGUGCGCAAAGCCACCGUUCCGUUGGCCACAACGACGGAGAAGGAUAGGAAGGAAGACGGUGCGGAGACGCCGGCGUCACUGCUGCUGCCCAAAGAAGCACUUCUAAAGGAGCGCUACUUCCCACCCGCAGCGGAGCAAAUACGCGCCAACACGGACAUCUAUGCAGACUACAUGGACCGCAAGCGUCACGGCGAGGGCGACCGGAGACGCUUUACCUUGUCCGACGAAUACGCGCGUGCGCUGCGGGCGACGGCCGACUCCGAGGACGCGGUGGUCGACUCCGCGGAGGGCAGCGAGCGCGACGGGCUGCGCCGGCUGCGUCCGCAGAACGCGGAGGAGGCGAAACUGCGGGCGACGUUUCUUCGCGAUGUGGAGGAGAGCGCAAACAGUUUUGAGGUGAUCCGUGAAGCGAAGUCGAGCAAGACCGACGAGGGCAAGGCCACAGAAGACGAAGACGCGGAGGAGGAGCAGCGCCGUCUGCAGGCAGCCCGUGCCGAAGAGAAGCGCCUGUUGGAGGAGGCGUUCUCGCUCGGCAAGACAUCCGCGUCAUACGCGAAGAAGACGAAGAAAGUGAAGGCUGACGCAGACGGUGGUGAAGAAGAGAACAGCGGAGCGGUAGCGGAGAUGAGCGACGAGCAGGACGACGAAGCUUUUUUGCGUGACUUUUUCAUUCAGGAGUUGUGGCGUCCCGGGGCAUCCGUUGCAAACAAGAAAAAGAAGAAGACCGAGUCGACGACACCAAACAACGACGGAGAAGAAGAGGAGGACGACGGCGACGGCGACGACAACGCUGGCUCCUACUACGACCGACUCGCACAGCUCGCCCGCGAGGAGGAGGACGAGGCCUUCUUCAACGACGCGGAGGUGUGGGAGCACGAGUACCAGGAGAAGAAGUACCGCCAUCAAGAAGCGGCAGAGGAGGCCGCCGCGCACGUCCAGACCUUCCCACGUCCAAUCGGCGAGGCCGCCGUGGGCCUGCUGCGCAAGCCGGACACGUCUCGCAAAGACGCCCGCCAGCGCCGCCGUGAGCGGGCAGAGGCAGCCCACGCGCAACAGGUAGAGGAGCUGAAGCGGCUGAAGCACCUAAAACGGAAGGAAAUUGAGGAUCAGCGUGCGUUGAUCGCCUCCGUUGCGGGGCUGACCAUCGGCCGUCAUCGCGACCGCAAAGGUGCGGGAGGGGGCGAUGCCAACGGUGCCUUCGUGGACGGCGCCGACGCCGAGGAAGAGGCGGAGUUGGCGAAGUUGAAGGCGGUGUGGUCGGAUAAAGACCUCGACGCGCCGUUCGACCCGGCCGAAUUCGACAAGAAGAUGGCGCUGCUCUUCAACGACGACUACUACGACGAGAAGAACGUCGAUGAGGACGAAGUCGCGUACUUCGAUGAGGAGCUCGACAGGGAAGGCGUCGAGGCCGGCGAGGAGGGCGAAGGAGUCGCGGACGAGAUCAAGUCCGGCGCUGCGCCGGCGCUGUUCUCAGCGAACUCGCUCGAAGAGGCACAGGCGAUGCUGCCAGCCUCGGCAAAGUCAAAGAAGAAGAAGGAUGAAAACUCAGAAGCAUUCUUUGACGACGCCUUUGGAACUCAGCGCGGCAGCGACGGCACAAGCGACGCUUUAAACCUGCUGUACCCGUCAGAGGCGCUGCAGGAGCUGGAGAAGGAGCGCCAGCAACUUAACGAGCUGAUCGCAUCCUCGCCCAAGAACAGCGACGGGGCCAGCGGCGAGAGCAACGAGGAGCUCCUCGCUCGCCUGCAGUCCUCGCUGAAGAAGAAAGAAGAGGAGUACUACCAACUGCACCGUGACGCGGCAGCGGAGAGCGCCGGUGGUGGGCUUCCCUUCCGUUAUCGUCAGGUCGAGCCCGAAGACUUCACCCUCUCCGUGGAAGAAAUUCUCGCCCUGGACGAUCGGCAGCUGAACAUGAUAGCGCCGAUGAACUGCUACGCGGCGUACCUGGACAAGGAGAGCAACGAGCGCGAUCGUCGUCGGGUGGAGCGUCGCAGGCAGAAAGGCUUCAGAGAGGUCGCCUCGGAUCGCACCUCGCGUCGCUACGGUGAGGUGCACAACACCGCGCUGCUGAACCCGGAUCAGGUCACCGAGGAGGAAGGCGCCGCGAUUGCGGAAAACUUGUCGAAGCGGCUGCGUGACGAGGGCGAAGAUCCCGACGCACCGCUGGCGGCUCCGUCUUCACGUCCGCCGCGCCAAGGAUGGCUGCACAAAGAGCCACGGAGGGACGGCGAUCACCCCAGACGCGGCCGCGGUGGCUUCCGUGGUGGUCGCGGUGGCGCCUCUCCGUCGCCGUCGUCCUUUCGUGGACGUGGCGGUGCACAGAGCUCAUUCUCAGCGCCGCAUCGUGGGAGAGGUGGUGGUAACGGACGUGGCCGAGGUGAUGGUCGUGGCCGGUUUCGUGGCGGACGCGGAUAA
Leptomonas pyrrhocoris is the source of this 3219-nucleotide messenger RNA. RefSeq lists its product as hypothetical. The transcript has a single exon. Lineage: Eukaryota; Euglenozoa; Kinetoplastea; Trypanosomatida; Trypanosomatidae. Gene Ontology annotation, cellular component: 90S preribosome; nucleolus. The coding region runs from base 1 to 3219 and encodes 1072 amino acids. The record is from RefSeq and is a predicted model, not a curated record. Gene Ontology annotation, biological process: endonucleolytic cleavage in ITS1 to separate SSU-rRNA from 5.8S rRNA and LSU-rRNA from tricistronic rRNA transcript (SSU-rRNA, 5.8S rRNA, LSU-rRNA).